UUUCAAAAUUCGUAGCUAAUUUUAAUAAUAAUUAUAAAACGAUAAAAACGUUAUAAUACAUAACUUGUAUUAACUUACAAAUUAACAAUUUAGAUGAACUAUUUCAGGAAAAAAACAUAUGCAAAAAUAGGGUGGAGCUAACAUUUAACAUCCAUGCACUAUUUAUCAAAACUAGCUGACUGAGCUAAAUGUUCGACAAAAAAAAAAAAAAAAAAAACUAGCUAUAAGCGAUCAGCGUGGGUAAAUAAUUCAAAUGAAGUGGGUGGACUUCACUAUGGUCUAAAUGUAUAUUUUUAGGCUACUCCAAAAUAAUCCAGAAUAUGAAAAAGUGUUAAAACGUCUUACCUCGUUAAAUCUUAAAACCCAUUGCUACUUAGCAUGCAGGCUUUUCGCCUUUCCUUUAAAUAGAAACUAAAUCUUUCAUUCUCAUAAACUAAAUACAACAAACCAAAUCACGAGUUACUUUAUAUUCCGCGUGCUUCCGUGUUGUUUACAAAUGUAAUUGUUGGAAUCUCUAAGAGCUCACCUAAGUGAACCACUCCUACGCAUCCAAGUGCUCCAAAUUGAUAUAUGACAAUAUCUACUUUCGAUCACGUGUUACAGGGCGACUUAGACGGAUUGCGCGUCAUCUCGCCUUCCCAAAUUUUCUCCUUUUGCAGCUCGAAUCCAAAACAUCUAUCUAUAGUAAGCAAAGGAGUACUAGGGGAAAGAUGUUUAACUCGGUAAAUCUGAGCAACUUCUGCUCGCAGACACGUAAAGACCGGACAUCUGAGUUCGGGGACAGGACGGGCUGUGCCUCCAAUAUCUACCUCCCCAGCUGCACUUACUACGUCCCUGAAUUUUCCACGGUUUCUUCGUUUCUUCCGCAGGGGCCUUCGCGGCAAAUUACAUACCCCUACACUGCAAAUUUAUCUCAAGUGCAACCAGUACGUGAUGUUUCCUACGGACUGGAUCCUUCCAGCAAGUGGCACCACAGAACUAACUACGCGACGUGCUACUCCGGAGAGGAUCUGGUGCACAGGGACUGUCUUCCGCCAUCCACCAUGACAGAAAUGCUCAUGAAAAACGAGAGCGUGUACAGCCACCAUCACCAUCACCACCAUCCUAGCUCGAACCACCCGUCUACUGGUUUCUAUUCCAGUGUUGGGAAGAACAACGUGCUGCCUCAAGGUUUUGAUCGUUUUUUCGAAACGGCGUAUUGUAACACCGACAAUCAGUCCGACCAUUGUUUACAAAAGAGCGAGUCGACAAAACUCGAAAGCACGUCCCAGCAGCCCAGCGCAGUGUCCGGGGAGGAAGAGCCAGAAAAGAACGCCGAGGACGAAGAGGAACAAACUAAUUCGGGCUCGUGUAGCUCCUCGGGCACAAAGGACGGCAACGAAAACAAAAUCAACCAUUCGAGUGCCCCCCGCACGAGGAAGAAGAGAUGUCCAUACUCAAAGUUUCAGAUUCGCGAACUGGAACGAGAGUUUUUCUUUAACGUUUACAUCAACAAGGAGAAAAGGCUGCAGCUGUCCAGAAUGCUGAACCUCACUGACAGACAAGUGAAAAUAUGGUUUCAAAAUCGCAGAAUGAAAGAAAAGAAAUUAAGCAGAGACCGCCUGCAGUAUUUCUCUGGGAACCCAUUGUUGUAAACUAAGGACUUGUUUUAGUAGGCCAAGGUUGAUUUUACUUGAUAUUCCGAAAACUUUGGAUGUUCCAUCAUUCUAUGGUCUACUCAUCAUUGAAAUAGACAUUACUAAUUUUUCAUAACAACAGAGAAAAUGUGUUUUGGGACGAUAAAUAUGGAGAUUUUAAUUCAAGCCCGUUCAAUUUUCAUUACACUACACUACACUACACUACACUACACUACACUACACUACACUACACUACACUACACUACACUACACUACACUACACUAUGCUACACUGAACUCUUUCUAGGUAUCUUAUUAACAAUACACAUUUAAUGACUUGCUGUAAAUAUGUACCAAAACAAAGUCGAACUGAAGUCGGAGUCGUCGUACAAAACUAUUGUAUUUUACUUUUCUUUUCUUUUCUUUUCGUUUUUUCUUUUUUUUUUUUUAAAUAUAUAUUUUCGUCAUUAUAAACUGUGACUUGUACAAUUUGUAAAAAUGUAUUCCUUGUACAGAGACUAUGCAAACAUGCAUUUGUGAUUGUAAAUAGAGUUAAUAUGAUGUUCACUUUCCUUAACAUUGCUGCUAUUUUCUUUAUAUUGCUCGAGCAUUACUCGCGCGCUUUAGCCUAUAGGACCCAUGUUCUUUUCUUUAAUUUAUUUGCUUUAUGUUAUGCCCAGUGUUCAUUUGUCGCAAAGAUUACAUUUGGACUGUGUAUUAUUAUAUAUGGUAUAUCGCAUAUGAAAUAAAUAUAUACAUUGGUAAAGGCA
This is a messenger RNA of Silurus meridionalis, 2386 nucleotides long. It is a transcript of the gene hoxc11a, whose product is annotated as homeobox C11a. The transcript is spliced from 2 exons. Gene Ontology annotation, biological process: anatomical structure development; regulation of transcription by RNA polymerase II. Gene Ontology annotation, cellular component: nucleus. NCBI's taxonomy places the organism in Eukaryota, Metazoa, Chordata, Actinopteri, Siluriformes, Siluridae. Gene Ontology annotation, molecular function: DNA-binding transcription factor activity, RNA polymerase II-specific; RNA polymerase II cis-regulatory region sequence-specific DNA binding. Bases 711 to 1634 code for a protein of 307 amino acids. The record is from RefSeq and is a predicted model, not a curated record.